UGGCGGCCGGCAUGCUGGCCAUGUUCGCGGGGGCAGAGGUCGUGCACAGGUACUACAGGCCUGACCUUAGCAUACCUGAAAUACCUCCUAAGCCUGGAGAACUGAGAACUGAACUGUUGGGUCUAAAAGAAAGAUCAAGCGAAGUUCAGACGCCACAACACUGACCAGAGUUUAUUUUUGUUGUGAAAACUAGAACUGAUAAAAUAUUUAUCCAACUGUUUAAGUUCCAGAAAUACAUAUGUGAAAUACUGUGCUCCUGUCAUGCAUGUGUCUUUGCUUUCCUUUGAGCAGAGUUGCAGGCAGCAAUAAAAACAAACAUACAGUGAAUGGUGUCCCAUCA
This is a messenger RNA of Zonotrichia albicollis (white-throated sparrow), 340 nucleotides long. It is a transcript of the gene UQCC6, whose product is annotated as ubiquinol-cytochrome c reductase complex assembly factor 6. Gene Ontology annotation, cellular component: mitochondrion. NCBI's taxonomy places the organism in Eukaryota, Metazoa, Chordata, Aves, Passeriformes, Passerellidae. Gene Ontology annotation, biological process: mitochondrial respiratory chain complex III assembly. The record is from RefSeq and is a predicted model, not a curated record.